AAGGCGCUGAACAGUUCAGAUUCAUCUGGACAGAGAACAAGACAGCGUCCUGACGCCUAACUAGACACAACUUAAAAGCCUGAUUUCAGGAAUGAAAAAAGUAGCGUGCAUUAUUUUGCUCUUCAAUUUAGGGUUCUAUUUCUGCGAAGGAGCGGACCCGUGCUGCGCCCAGCCAUGCCAGAACAGAGGCUUCUGCACAUCGCAAGGAUUCACCGACUACGAAUGCGACUGCACGAGAACCGGCUACUACGGACGCAACUGUUCAACGCCUGAGCUCCUGACCUGGGUGAGGACCCUGCUGAAGCCCAGUCCCAACACCAUGCACCACAUCCUCACUCACUACAGGCCUGUCUGGGACUUCAUCAACAGGGCCUCCUUCAUCCGCAACGCCAUCAUGAGCUACGUCUUGACCUCUCGCUCUCACCUGGUGGACAGCCCCCCCACCUAUAACUCAGACUAUGGUUACCUGAGCUGGGAGUCGUACUCUAAUCUGAGCUACUACACCCGCACCCUGCCUCCUGUGCCUCAUGACUGCCCCACACCCAUGGGCACUGCAGGGAGGAAGGUUCUCCCGGAGGCUAAAGACGUGGUGGAACGUGUUCUGCUCAGGAGGAAGUUCACUCCAGACCCUCAGGGCUCCAACCUUAUGUUCGCGUUCUUUGCCCAACAUUUCACUCAUCAGUUCUUCAAGACGGACUUCAAGAAGGGGCCGGGGUUCACCAAGGCUGGGGGACACGGGGUGGAUCUGCAUCACAUUUAUGGAGACACUCUGGAGAGACAGCACAAACUCAGACUAUUCAAGGAUGGGAAGCUGAAAUACCAGGUGCUGGAGGGAGAGGUGUACCCCCCCACAGUGAGAGAUGUGGGCGUGUACAUGCAUUACCCCCCCUACGUGCCAGAAGAGCACCGAUUCGCUGUCGGCCACGAGGUGUUCGGAUUGGUUCCUGGCCUGAUGAUGUAUGCCACGCUGUGGCUGAGGGAACACAACCGUGUGUGUGACAUCAUGAGGGCGGAGCAUCCAGACUGGGACGACGAGAGGCUCUUCCAGACCUCCAGACUCAUCCUGACUGGCCAGACCAUUAAGAUCGUGAUAGAGGACUACGUCCAGCAGCUAAGUGGGUAUAACUUCCAGCUGAGGUUCGAUCCAGAGCUGCUGUUCACCCAGAGGUUCCAGUACCAGAACCGGAUCUCUGCAGAGUUCAACACCCUGUACCACUGGCACCCUCUGAUGCCUGUGGACUUCAGGAUCCAAGAGCAGACCUACUCCUACCAGCAGUUUGUGUUCAACACCACCCUGGUGCCCCUGCACGGCAUCACUGGCCUGGUGGAGGCCUUCACCAACCAGGUGGCAGGACGGGUGUCAGGAGGGCGUAACGUUCCUCCCAGCAUGGUGGGCGUGGCCAGCAAGGCUCUGGAGCACGGCAGAGAGAUGAGGUACCAGUCCCUUAACGCCUACAGGAGGCGCUUCAACAUGAGGCCCUACUCCUCCUUCACUGACCUCACUGGUGACAGCGAGCUGGCGUCCGAGCUGGAGGAUCUCUAUGGCGACGUGGAGGGGGUGGAGCUCUACCCCGGCCUGCUGGUGGAGAAGCCACGCCCCGGGGCGGUGUUUGGGGAGACCAUCGUGGAGAUGGGCGCCCCCUUCUCCCUGAAAGGCCUCAUGGGUAAUCCCAUCUGCUCGCCUGAGUACUGGAAGCCCAGCACCUUCGGCGGCCAUGUUGGCUUCUCCCUCGUGAACUCGGCCUCCCUGGAGAAGCUGGUGUGUGAGAACAUCAAGGGUCCUUGCCCGCGGGUGUCCUUCCGGGUGCCUGAGAGGCUGAGGCAGGCUGAGGCGUCCCUCCAGGACGCCGGCAGGACCCAGGGGGUCAGCAUCACCCCCACGCUGGCCAUGAAGGAUCCCAGCUCAGAACUGUGACCUGGCAGGAAGUAGUUAGACACAGGUUGUGUCUGUAACCAAGGAGACCAUUUACAACUGAUGAUAAGCAGCAUUAAUUGGUUAUAACUGAACAGAGAUAGCUAACUUAAACAAGCAACAACUGAUGAGUGUUUCCAAUUUUGUUUUAAUUUAUUAUUUAAUUUAUUUAUUGUGAUGAUUUAUUAAUAGUUUUUGUAAUUGUUGAUUGAACUGUUAAAACUUGACUAAUAAGAGAGAGAGAGAGUGAAAGAGACAGAGAGAGUGAGUUAGAGUAAGAGACAGUAUGUGUGAGAGAUACAGAGA
Hypomesus transpacificus is the source of this 2218-nucleotide messenger RNA. RefSeq names its product prostaglandin-endoperoxide synthase 2a (gene ptgs2a). The transcript is spliced from 10 exons. NCBI's taxonomy places the organism in Eukaryota, Metazoa, Chordata, Actinopteri, Osmeriformes, Osmeridae. Gene Ontology annotation, biological process: cyclooxygenase pathway; response to oxidative stress. The record is from RefSeq and is a predicted model, not a curated record. Gene Ontology annotation, molecular function: oxidoreductase activity, acting on single donors with incorporation of molecular oxygen, incorporation of two atoms of oxygen; peroxidase activity; heme binding. Bases 92 to 1915 code for a protein of 607 amino acids. Gene Ontology annotation, cellular component: neuron projection; cytoplasm.